AUGUCUACAGAAAUGGAAGUCGACCCUCCGGUGUUGCAGCAAGAAGAGGAAGCUCCCGCGCAGUCAAGCAAUGGUAGCCACGAUCCGAGAACGCAAGCGGGAGCCGUCGCAGUACGCAGUAUCGAGGGAUGGAUUGUCAUCGUGACCAAUAUCCAUGAGGAGGCUUCGGAGGAAGAUGUCACGGAUUUGUUCGCUGAGUAUGGAGAGAUCAAGAACUUCAGUCUAAACUUGGACCGCCGGACGGGUUACGUCAAGGGAUACGCCCUGAUCGAAUACUCAACUCUCCCCGAAGCAUCGGAAGCCAUCAAAGCCUUGAACGGCUCCAAACUGCUGGACCAAACUAUUUCGGUCGAUUUCGCCUUCGUGAGACCGCCUCCCUCGAACAAAGGAAAGGGUGGAGGACAGAGAGGUGGACGUGGUGGUGGUGGUGGUGGUGGCAGGAACCGCAGCAGAAGUCGUGAGAGGAGCCGCAGCCCUGGAGCCGACGAUGCCCGAGACUAA
Molecule: messenger RNA, 501 nt
Organism: Aspergillus saccharolyticus JOP 1030-1
Lineage: Eukaryota; Fungi; Ascomycota; Eurotiomycetes; Eurotiales; Aspergillaceae
Product: RBM8 family RNA-binding protein
Exons: 2
Coding region: 1-501 (166 amino acids)
Biological process (GO): RNA splicing
Cellular component (GO): nucleus; cytoplasm; exon-exon junction complex
Molecular function (GO): mRNA binding
Source: RefSeq, a predicted model, not a curated record